Messenger RNA from Apis dorsata (giant honeybee), 1523 nucleotides. RefSeq names its product RNA polymerase II degradation factor 1-like. Lineage: Eukaryota; Metazoa; Arthropoda; Insecta; Hymenoptera; Apidae. The record is from RefSeq and is a predicted model, not a curated record. Gene Ontology annotation, molecular function: structural constituent of chitin-based larval cuticle. Gene Ontology annotation, cellular component: chitin-based extracellular matrix.
GUUACAACGCCGUGUGUCCAAGAGGAGACGCGGUUACUAGCCCCCACUAUAAGCAAAACCGUUCGUAUAGGUUAUAAAGGACCGAGCUCCGUACUAUACGACUGCACUCUCUCAGUGAAACUCUUGGAGGAUCGUUCCACGGCUACCCUGUACCCUCCUUCUCUCCCAACUCGUGCGCCAUGAGGAUUAUAUCUUUGGUAAUCCCAUUAUGCCUGUUACUAAUAACAGAAGCGAAACGAGCGGAUCUCCGGCCUCGUAUCACGGAACCGCAAGUUUAUUACGAAGAAGACGACAGCCAGGCAGCCGAGGACGAUUACAGCCCAGCGGUCUACCAACCGCGUACACGUGCCCUUCCUUCGCCACGUUCGAAGGACGCUCUGCACUCAUCGAAGCCUCCGCCAGUCCAGACUAUUCGCAAUUACAACAAGGUGAACGACGACGGAUCUUUCACUUUCGGCUACGAGGCAGCGGACGGCUCGUUCAAGGAGGAAACUCGUGGAACCGAUUGCGUGGUGCGCGGUAAAUACGGCUACAUCGACCCUGACGGCAACAAAAGGGAGUUCACGUACGUGUCCGGAAAUCCGUGCGACCCGAAUGCGCCCAAGGAAGACGAGGACGACCUCGCCGACAAGCAAGAGGAGGACGACAUCUCUGGCCCGGCCAAUUAUCCUUCCGUGAGGCCGAUACCGAGACCGGCGGCCAGACCUGCUUAUCAACACCCCACCACGCCCAGACCACCCACCACCAUAUUCCAAACGCAGUACCAGUUGGACGACGACGCCAGUCAAGAGUUGGGCGACGAGGACUUCGUGAAACCGUCAACCCAAUUGAGAGGGAGCGGUUACAGAACGGCCCAACAGCCAACGGCCUACGUCCCGGUCACGCCGUCCACGGCUCUCUACGAGCCAUCGCCCACCGCCAACCCUGCCGCCCUCUACAGACUAGCCUCCUCCACCACGCAAUACCAGAGCACAGCCUCGCCCGUUCUCCGCGGCCACCCAGCNGCGUCCAUCCCGGCCGCAGACCCCAUCUACCAGUCGGAGCUCGUGUACGAUCCCGCAACCGGUCAGUACAACACCCAACUAUAUCAAUCGCUACCCCAAACCGUGGGCGACUUCACCCUAAGUCACAAACUCCAACCGUUCGUAGCCCAGCCCCAGUCCUAUCUCGGCCUCCAGCAGUUGCAGCAGAUCCAGCCCCAACAGCCCCAACGCCAGUCCCCGCUUUAUAAGCAACCGGCCGCCCCCCAGCCAUCCGCCACCGUCAACCAACCCCAGGAAGUGCUGUACAGGAAGCAACAGGCCCAACUGUUGCAACAGUCGCAGCAGCUCUACGCCCAACAGCAGAGACGGCAACAGCAACAACAAUCGACACCGUCGCACAGGCUUCAGCUGCUCGAGUCCCAGACGCAACCGCAGUCCUUUUACUACGUGGCGCCUGCGAGGUCCUCCAACUCGGCCAGCGCGCCACUUUCCGUAGGUCAGAUAGAUCACUAUCUUCGAGCCACAGCCGGUCGUUAUUGA